Molecule: messenger RNA, 2697 nt
Organism: Fomitopsis serialis
Lineage: Eukaryota; Fungi; Basidiomycota; Agaricomycetes; Polyporales; Fomitopsidaceae
Product: armadillo-type protein
Exons: 18
Coding region: 179-2665 (828 amino acids)
Biological process (GO): mRNA export from nucleus; nuclear-transcribed mRNA catabolic process, nonsense-mediated decay
Cellular component (GO): nucleus; nuclear cap binding complex
Molecular function (GO): RNA cap binding; mRNA binding
Source: RefSeq, a predicted model, not a curated record
GUUUCGGACGAAGGAAAAACUGUAUGCAAUAAAUGGAGGCUAUCGUGGGAAACGCUUCAAAGAUCAUAGCCGUUCCUUCCGGGCGCCUGCCUCUGUGGUAAGUAGGUCGUCGACGGCAGCGUCACUGAGCGGGACAGGCCUAGUUUUUGUCAGUAAACGAAGUUGGUGAAAGCUAAACAUGAGCUACCAUCACGGAGGAGGACAUCGCAGAAAGCAACAUCGAGGUGCAGACGACUACGACAGUCAUGGUCGGCGCGAGACUUUUGACACCCCAGAGCAAAAACUGAGGAAGAGUAUCAUCAACCUCGGCGAGGUGGAUCCUGUCCAAGAACUACCACGGCUUGCGAGCGAUAUACGUGCUGCAAAUGAUGCUGCUACAGCCGCAGGCGGGCCUGCUAUACCUGCCAUCUCAGAGGGGUUUCGGAUAGGUGUCACCGAACAACCGUUCAAGAUCCCGUAUUAUGCUGCCUUGCUCCGCCUACUUCAUGACCAGCCAGAAGAUGCUGAAGAGAACCCUCCAGCUGAAGCAUCACCGCCGCUGGGCAAACAGUCCUGGAGGAUUCUGGAAGGGUUCCAAGCCUUCUUGGACAAGCUAGCCUGGCGCGAAAUCAGGUUAUGCAGUCUCAAAUCUCGCAGAUUCAAUUCUUCGCGCACUGCACAAUGGCAGGCCUCGUUUCAUCACAACAUGUUCGAGUUACUCCGGUCCUUCACCGCGGUGUUGCAAGAGUUCGGAGUGUCUCAUGGGCGAGCCAUGAAAGCAGCUUUGUGCGCGGCGGAGGGGCUCAUGAUCGCUGGCCCGAUCGUGUCGAAGUCUGGCGCAGACGCGACAGAAAUCAUUGCUGCCAUUCGCGACUAUUCAGAUUCCGUGACCGGCUCGAAAACACUGGUACAACCCAUCGUGAGGCUGCAUGAGCAGUCCCCAAUAGUCGAGCACACAGACGAGCUCCUCGAUUCGGCUCUCGCCGCCCUCAGCGCGUUGAGGGAGGGAAAUUUCGCAGAGACCGCUAACAGUUUUGUACAGCCAUAUGUGGACUUCCCCGAAUUUACUCCGGCGCCGUUCGAGCUGCCAUCCGUUUUGGUGGCCCCUGAGGUCAUUGAGCUGGAUGGUUUGACAACUGAAGCCGGUGAAGAUGCGCAGGUCAAGAAGGAGGAGUGGCCGGCCUAUUUUGUACGGUUGUUCGACAACGACGUUACACCUGACCCUACGACACCGAGCGGUUAUGCUAUCCGGGCAGCCAUACUGGACAUCCUGGACGUCUUCGAGGUCAACCGCAAGGAGUGUGCCCGGCUGCUUUUGGAGUACCCCAAGUGGACCCUUCACGGAACUUUCAAGCCCAGACCUGGUGCACCAGAGCAAGAGCCAGUGACUGAGAAGAACUGGCAACUCGAGAACACAAUCAUCGAGAUCACGCUGGGUUCGGUCUUCCUUUUGCCCGAGUCGACGUACAAGCCGGUUUACUACAUCGCUCUCAUCACGGAGAUUUCAAUACGGAAGCUCUACACACUCCUGUCGGACGGCCUAGACGUCGAAGUCGCGCAUCGGUUUGCUGAUUGGUUCUCGGUCCACAUGAGCAACUUCGGUUCGCUGGGUUGGAAGGAAUGGGUACCGGACAUCGCCCUUUCUCUGAGGCAUCCUAAACGACGCUUCGUGAGGAAGGCACUCGAGUAUGAGAUUCGGCUCUCCGAUGCAAAACCCGGAAACCCAUGCAUGCCAGAGGAAUCACCUGGUCCUGACUACGACUAUGACGACCCCUCAAAACCGUAUCACGAUGCAGCGCAGUCCCUUCUGACCCUCUUGCGUGGCCGCACGAAGGCAGAAGAUGUCGUCUCACACCUCGACCCUCUCAAGAACAGCAUCUCCGAGACGGCGGAGGGCGACGUGAACGUUAGCUCCGUCGUCCGUUCUAUCGCCGUGCAGUCGUUGCUGCACAUUGGCAACCGCUCGUUCUCCCAUUUCCUCAACGCCAUCGAGCGGUACCUCCCGCUCCUCCGUAAUAUUGCAUCUGGCGGAGGUGCGGGUGCGACCGGCAGCUCGAACACGGAAGCGCGUAUGGACAUCCUGAGCGCCGUCGCGAACUACUGGAAGCGCGUCAGAAACAUGAUUGUGAUCUACCAAAUUGUCGAUCCGACGGAUGUGGUCACUUGGACGUUUGCGUAUGGUGGGGCGCUGACUGGUGCCGUCGGCAAGUCGUCUUUCGACGCGUUCCAGUGGGGCGUGCUCAAGGCAAGAGCGAUAGCCACAGAAGGCGGUGACAUGGAGGUCGACGCCGAGGCGAAGCCCGACGUCUUGCACGUCGCAGAGUCGCCUGCACAGACCACCGCUCUCAAGGCAUUCGCUACGCUGACGCGGGAACAGAAAGCGGCUCUGUCGCGUACCCUGGAUGGCUUCGUUGGCUACCUGGUCGCCGGAGACCAUGCCAAUCCCACAGCAGCGGAAGUCAUCACAGAAAAAUCAUGGCACAACCGCGUCAACUGGAAUGAAGUGCAAUGGGAGACCUGGGAGACUUGGUGCUGGUUCCGUCACUUCUGCAGAGCGUACUCGCCCUAUCUACGCAACUAUACACAGUCGCUGGAAGAGGCGUCCAUGACAAAAGUCGGCCCUUCUGAUCCGGCCGUGGAUUUGUUCAAGAAAACUUGGAACAUCGCCACCGGGCAGGAGGUGUAACGUUGCACUGUUCCGUCUAUACUUAUUCCUGA